Messenger RNA from Moneuplotes crassus, 1304 nucleotides. NCBI's taxonomy places the organism in Eukaryota, Ciliophora, Spirotrichea, Euplotida, Euplotidae. The record is from the annotation of a GenBank genome assembly.
ACAAUCAUAAAACAAAAAAAUGUCAAAAAUAAAAUUCUUAAGAGAAGUCAAAGGAGUUAAGCCACUCUCUAAGGAAUUUGUACUUGGCCAUAAUGGGCUGGAAGGGAGGCCAAGUGGGAAGAAAGAGAGGUCUGCGAAGAAGAAAGGGAGGAAGAGAGUAGGGGAGAAUAGGGUGAAGGAAGUGAAGGAUUUUGAAGAGAGGAAUAAGAGAGCGGUAGGGGAGAUGAGGAGGCAAGUGGAAAGGGUGAAAGGAGAGGGGAUGGUGAAAGGAAAAGGGCUAGGAAGGGAAAUUGUGUUAGCAGACCCAACGGAUGGGUUUAAAUAGAAUGAUAGAGGAAGCUAAAGAUUCUUCAGAGAAUUAUUUGAGAAAUCCUUCGUUGGGGAAAAUUCUCUCAGAAUCUAGUUUUAAGCUGGAAUCUGAAUUGACCUCUACUAAAGAUUUAAGGUUUCAAAAACUUAUGAGUAUCCCAAGACAUACUAUUGGAGGGUAUUCUAACAUAACUCAUGGGAAAAGUGCAAAAAUUAUAGAGCGAAAAAGAUUAUUUAGCUCUGAUCCUAAACCUAAAGCUAUUAUAAAGUACAAUCCUCCACCAGCAAGGGAAUCUAAAGUCCGAAAAAUGAGUAAGAGAGACUAUGAAGCCUCUGAAAAGAUGAGGAGAGUUUUUGUUAAAUCUGAACUUCCAGAUUACCACAAGCUACCUGAUAAACAUCAAGUGAUAGAUCAAAUUAUUGAGAAGUCUAUUGAUCAAGAUGAAAAAGAGCCCUCGAACUAUACUGAUUCCCUUAAUUAUUUUAAGAAUUCUUUCAGGCGUCAAACUUCUGAGAUGACCUUAGGUGAAGGUAAAAGUUCCAGUCGUUCUAGAGCUGGGCUUAAAUUUUCAAAAUCAGAGCUUAAUGACAUAAGUAAAUCUUUCUUAAGAAAGAGUUAUUUCUCACCUCAAGAGCGUCUUCGCGAUAAAUCAAUUAGAAUUAACACAGAUUUUAAGAAACCGACCAAGGACCUAAAGCCAACAUCCAAGCUGUUCCAAAAUACUGAUUACAUCAAAAAGUGGAUGUCUGACCAGAUCGAACAAGUAGAGGACGCUGGUCAGCAUGAAAAGGUAGAACAUCUCCUCAGGUCAUAUAACAGAGCAUUUGAGGAGAUCACUGACAAAUUUGUUGCAAGAAAGAACAAAACAAACGCUGCAGCCUUAAAGAGAGUCUGGGAUAAUACUCUACAAACUUUAAUUAUCCAAAUGAAUGAGGCUAUAAAGGAACGUAAUAUGAAGCUUGAGUUACUAGAGCGUUACUUGAAGGAGGAAUAA